AUGAUGAUGAUACACAUCUCCUCCGUUUCGCCGAUGCUGCUUGCUAUCCCACUUGUACUAUUUUUAACAUCCUUCAUUUGGGGCAGCCGAGUAUUGUCGGCCAAGAAAAGUGCAGCAGCAGCAGCACCACCAGGGCCAUGGAAGCUGCCCAUCAUUGGGAACCUCCAUCAGCUGAUGUUCAGUCGAGUUCCAGCUCUCCACAUCCGUCUGAGGGAAUUGGCUCAGAGAUACGGGCCCGUGAUGAGCCUGCAGAUCGGGGAGAUGCGGAAGAUCUGCAUCGUGGAGCUGCUCAGCGCAAGGCGCGUUGCUUCGUUCCGCUCUGUCAGGGAGGAGGAGGUCUCCACUCUUAUCUCCCGCAUUCGUGCCGCUGCUGCUGCGAGGGAUGAGGAAGGCGUCGAUCUCAGGGAGAUGCUAUUUUCCUUCACUAGCAACGUGACUUACAGGUCAGCUUUUGGCACGCUGCAGAAGACGGAUAAGGAAACAUUCAUGGCGGUUGUUGAGCGGAUUGCGGAGGCACUUGGAGGUUUUGGAUUGUCAGAUCUUUUCCCUUCCCUCAAAUUCAUCCCCGUCAUUACAGGCUAUCAAGCCAAGCUCAUGACACUUCAUCAGAGAGCAGAUUCAUUGCUUGAGAAGAUCAUCGAAAAACACAGAGUCAAAGCAGAUAGAAAACGACAACAACAUAGUGAUGAUGAUGAUGAUGAUGAUGAAAUAGAAGACAUUGUGGACAUUCUACUCAAUCUUCAACGGACUGGGGGCCUCCAACUUCCCUUAACAACUGACGACAUCAAAGCCGUCAUUCUUGAUGUUUUCAUUGGUGCACUUCAACACAUAGAUUUGACGAAACAGUCUGGACUCUCCAUCUCAAGUAAACAAUUACUACGCCUAAUCCCUACUACAGCUAGCAAUUGA
Messenger RNA from Linum trigynum, 909 nucleotides. NCBI's taxonomy places the organism in Eukaryota, Viridiplantae, Streptophyta, Magnoliopsida, Malpighiales, Linaceae. The record is from the annotation of a GenBank genome assembly.